UCAGCCAAAGUUUGCAACGCCAAAACAAUAACAAAACUCAAAUUUUUAGAUUAGCCAGCCAACUGCAACCGAUACAAACAUUUUACGAAUAAAUAAACUAAAAACAAAACAAAUUCAAGCACAACCAAAUCCACAGCACAACGUGACAAACAGUAAAAACUCAGACCGUUAUUAAAUAAAUUCAAAUAUGUAUGUAUAGCUGCGCUCUCUUUCCCUCCACUAUCUUUUGUCUGUCGAUAAGAAUGCAGAAGAACUUUAAGUAGUUACAAUUUAACAAUAACAAAGCACGCACACAUCUCAAAUAACGGCAUCCAAAGCUUCGCUGUUAACUCCCGCGGAGAGCAAAACUUAAGAGUGGCAACGCCAAAGGCAUUGCAGAGCAUUAGGGAAUGGCAGAGAGCACGUUAAAUGCUGAGCGCGCGCAAAGAUAAAAACAGUAGCAGCAACGGCAACGGUAACAGCGACGUCGGCGGCGACAGCGACUGCUCUAAGGCUCGCAUAACUCGCAACGGCACCGAGCGCGACACUUCGGCAACGCAUAACAGACAAAUCGACGAUUCUGACUCCCUCCCGCCUACGACUGCUGGCGGAGUCGAGCGAGUGAGCGAGUGAGCGAGCGGGCGUGCAAGUGAAAAAAAAAAAAUAGAAAAGAAACACAGAACGAAAUUCAAAUUGAAGUAAAACAAAAAGAAAAGAACAUUUGCUUGAAAUUCUGUCAAGUAAGCAGCAAGGCAAAAGAAAAGUGUGUGCGCUUAGCAAGGCAAACUAACGGCUUAACGCAAGCAACUACAAAUUAGCUACAGCAAAACACAAUUAUGGUGGACAGCAAUAGCAAUACUAAUACAGGGUCGGCGGCAGCUGGCGUUGGCAACUCGGCGGCGCGCCUGCGCAAAUUCGAGCGCACGGAAAGCGAACUGGCAUGUGAGGAGGCGGCACGGCUAACCGCCGAACAGAACGACAACAGUCCCGAGGAUGACAACGACGAGGAGGACGACGACGACGGCGGCGAUGACGAGGACGAGGUUAGCGUCUACGGCGAACUGCCGCCGCCGCCGGACGGCGGCUAUGGCUGGGUCAUAUGCUUCGCCAGCUUCAUGUGCAACAUGAUCGUCGAUGGCAUCGCCUACACUUUCGGCAUCUUCCUGGAGCAGUUUGUCAGCUAUUUUCACGAGGGCAAAGGCACCGUCGCCUGGGUGGGCAGUCUGCUGUCGGGCGUCUAUCUUAGCGCCGGGCCCAUCGUCUCCGCCCUGGCCAAUAAGUACGGCUGCCGAGCCGUAUGCAUCGCCGGCAGCGUGGUUGCCUGCAUCGCCUUCGUCCUGAGCACGUUCAGCGGAUCUGUGGGCAUGCUUAUGGCCACUUACGGCUUCAUGGGUGGGUUCGGCUUCGGCAUGAUCUAUUUGCCCGCUGUCGUGGCCGUGGGCUACUAUUUCGAGACGAAGCGCUCCCUGGCCACGGGCAUAGCUGUGUGCGGCUCCGGCUUUGGCACGUUCGCCUUUGCUCCGCUGGCCACCUACUUGCUGGAGGAGUACGGCUGGAAGAAUGCGCUGCUCAUUUUCGCUGGCCUGAUCCUAAACUGUGCCAUCUUCGGCGCCAUGAUGCGUCCACUCACCUAUCCCAAGAAGAAGAAGGUCAAGCCCCUGAUGCAGCGCAUGUACGAGGAGAAGCAGAUGCAACUCGAGCGCGGCUCGUUUGCCGGAUCCCAUUUCAUGGUCCAGCUGCCGGAUGGCACCAUGGAGCGCAAGCUGAAGAUGCCCUUGAAUGCCGACCCAGGCGUGCAUUCCAGCCUCAAUCUCGAGCUGCUGGCCCAGCAAUCUGGCGGUCUGCAUCCGGUCUCAACGUUGCCCACCAUCACCGAGUCCAAGGUCGUGGAAAUUAAUGCUCAGUCCCCUCCACACAAUGGCAACGCCGAUAGCAAUGGUCAACUAUCCACGCGCUCGGGUCGUCGCUCGCAGCGCAACUCGGAGAGUGAGCACAGUCCGUACCAUUCGCAGGAUGCGAUGAUCCGCAACGCCUCCCAGCCCGCCUUCCUUGCUGGCGAUCACCAGAGUCUUCCCAAGAACGGAUCGGUGCCCUCCUUCAGCCGCGUGCGCAAAACAUCCGGCAGCGAACGCUAUCAGCCCUCCUUGGCGGCCAUUCGCGCCUCAUCUCGCGGCGAUAUUGAGGCGGGCGCUGGCGGUGACUUCAAUACCUCAAAGUUGUCGCUGUCCCAGCGCCAAGGCAGUUCCAGCGGCAGCGGCGGACGCAUGGUGCGUCCAAUGUCACGCAAGGACAUCUUCUACUCCGGCUCCGUCACGAAUCUGCCCCAAUAUCAGUCCCAAAAGUCGCUAACAAACUACCGCAACUCGGUGCUGUCCCUCACCAAGUACGAGAAGAGCAUGCAGAGCAUGCGUCUGGAUCCCCUGGCCGAGGCGGACAAGCAUCGCGAGGAGUAUGACCUGUGCCCCUGCCUGGGCAUUCCCGAUUCGGUCAAGUCUGUGGUGAACACCAUGCUGGAUGUGAGCCUGCUCAAGGAUCCCGUCUUCAUGCUGAUGGGCGUAUCCAACAUAUUCGGCAUGGCCGGUUUGUAUGUGCCGUUCGUGUACCUGGUGGAUGCUGCCAAGGAGCACGGCAUUGCCAAAAACGACGCCGCCAUGCUGCUCUCCAUCAUCGGCAUCACCAACACCGUGGGACGUGUCCUCUGUGGCUGGGUGGCGGAUCUGCCCCAAGUCAAUUCGCUGCUGCUCAACAACAUCUGCCUGCUCAUCUCCACAGUGGCGGUCACACUGACUCCACUCUGCUACAGCUAUAGCGCCUAUAUAGCCAUGUCCAUCGCCUUUGGAAUUGCCAUUUCUGGCUACAUCUCGCUAACGUCAAUUAUUCUGGUCGAUCUGCUGGGCCUGGACAAGCUCACCAACGCCUUCGGCCUGCUCAUAUUGUUCAGAGGAUUCGCUGCACUGCUUGGAACACCGCUGGCGGGCCUAAUCUACGACUUAACUCAGACCUACGAUCUGCCCUUCUACAUGGCGGGUGCGCUGUUUGCCGUGUCCACAGUCACCAGCUUCUUGGCGCCCUGCAUGAAGCGCUUCAGUGGCUCAGACGAGACGCCAGUGCACGCUGAGACACUGACGCCCAUCGACGAGGAGCAGGGCGAGGAUGCCGAGGACGAGGACGAGGAUCAGCCAAUUACCAUAGUGCCCAAGAUCAUCAAAACUCUGCCCAGUCCACAGCAGGAGGAGCCACUGCAGCCAUUCCCCACCACGCAACAGAAGCCAGCAGCAACAACGACGGAAUCAAAGCUCUAAGCAACAAGAAUUUAGCACACAAACAAAUAAUAUAAAUAAAGCGAAGAGAGCGAACAGGAAUGUAAGAAUGAUAAAGUGUAUGAAUUAAGAGUAGAGUGCGAUAUUUUUUUAGCAACUUAUA
Messenger RNA from Drosophila arizonae, 3402 nucleotides. RefSeq names its product monocarboxylate transporter 14. Gene Ontology annotation, biological process: monocarboxylic acid transport; transmembrane transport. The record is from RefSeq and is a predicted model, not a curated record. Gene Ontology annotation, molecular function: monocarboxylic acid transmembrane transporter activity. Lineage: Eukaryota; Metazoa; Arthropoda; Insecta; Diptera; Drosophilidae.